Messenger RNA from Naumovozyma dairenensis CBS 421, 1332 nucleotides. RefSeq names its product Mss51p (gene MSS51). Bases 1 to 1332 code for a protein of 443 amino acids. The record is from RefSeq and is a predicted model, not a curated record. NCBI's taxonomy places the organism in Eukaryota, Fungi, Ascomycota, Saccharomycetes, Saccharomycetales, Saccharomycetaceae. The transcript has a single exon. Gene Ontology annotation, biological process: mitochondrial respiratory chain complex IV assembly. Gene Ontology annotation, cellular component: extrinsic component of mitochondrial inner membrane.
AUGCUUUGUCGAUGUGUUUCUCGCCUACCGACCGCAUACCGUUCACGAUUACCAACAACGCUAUGCUUCACACCGAAUCCUCGCAACUUUCGAAAUAAUGCUCAUGUUUCUCACCAUUCAUCAAGAUCUCUGAUGGGGUUUGUUAGAAACGCACUAGGUUUAGAUCCUAAAUCAUCUCCAGAUGAUCCGACACCAGAAAAUAGGUUCCAUCCUUGGGAUCAAUCACCUUGUCAAGAUUUGCGUGAACGUGCAGCUAAAAUCAGAACUUUAGCUCAUUGCCCCGUUACAAACAAAGAGAUUAAUUAUACUUGUCCAAUCUCUGGAAUUCCAACUCAUCACUCUAAAAAUGCUUGGGAAAUGGAUGAGAAUUAUCAUAGCAAUAAGAUCUAUGAAAUUUUGAAAAAAGUUAAUAUAUAUGAACAUGAUUUAAGAAGUGGUAGACCAUUCCCUGAGUUCGUAUUCCCACAAGAUCAAGAUUUUGACCGUAUGAUUAAUAUGACCAAUUGGGAUCUCUUCUUAUAUACAAGAUCUUUUUAUUCAAUGGAUACAGAAUUUCAAAUGGCUGCUGUAACUAAAAUGUUGAGUUAUCCCAUAACCAUAGGAUCCAUUUUACAUCAAUUUUCUCCAUAUUCUUUACAACCAAAGGGUCCCAUAACAUUAGAAGGACUAAAAUCAAUGGCUGCCUUAAGGUAUACAUUAUAUCCCUUCCAUAAUAAAUCAUUUAUGACUUUAACCAAGAAUCGUCCCAUGAGAAUUUUCCUAUUAGGUGCAAGGGCAGAAGCUCAAUUACCUGGGCAUAUAUGGAAACAAUUACAAUAUUUAUUCCCAGAACAAAAAUUUGAGUUAUUUUUCAUUGGUCCCGAGGCGUAUUAUGAUAAAGAAAAGAAACAAUAUUUGAAGCUAGAUAAACCACUGAUACAAACAAUUGAUGAUACUUUGAAAUUAACGUUUAUUACUGAAUAUUUCCAUACUUUACAUGAAUCUCAAGAUUUAUUCCCCUAUGAUCCUUAUAUGGAUGUAUUUUUCAUUUUCCAUCCAGGCUUCUCUGCCAUUGAAACUACUGAACAUUGGAUGAACGACACAAUGAAAUCAUUAUUAGAGACCCAAUGUGCAAUUUUCAAUACUGGGUUUAGUCGCAAUGAUAUGUUGAAUGAUAUGAAUAUAUUAGAUGAAAAGUAUAAAAAUGAUCUGGACAUAUUAAUGAAACCUGUGAAAAAUGUUUUCGGUAGUACUAAAUGGGAAUUGAAUGAUUUAAAUCCACAAGACGUUUAUCAAUUUAACAUGUAUAUUGCUGGAUUUAGAGGUAAAAGGUAUCCAACGGUAGAACUGUAA